AUGAAGCUGAAUUUCAUAGUUGUUCUCGUAUUUUCCUUCAUUUUUUUGGCAAUGGGUGUUGGCUAUAAAAUUCGUAAAAUGGAAAAAUGUGCUGGAAAUAACAAGCAUAUUUCAGUUGAAAAAUGUUUCGUCAUUGAUGAAACUUUGUUAAAUUUAAAAAUAAAUGUGAUUGUAGGUUUAGACUAUUCUCUGUUUAAAUUGAGCGUUUUUAAGAAAAAUAAUGACGGAGAGUUUAAAGAAUUGUUUAAAAAUUUACCAGCACUGAAUUGGUGCAAAGUCAUGGACGGAACAUCAAAAUAUGCAUCAAACUUUCUCAUGAAGAUUGUAAUGGUGCUUUACAAGACAAAAUUUCCAGAAUUUUUUCAGCGUUGUCCAUUUGGUCCGAUGGUUGUUGAAAAAAUUAAUAUGACGAUUGAAAAUAAGUUGAUUGUAAUGAUGCCAACUGGACUUUAUCGAAUUACUUUUACAUUUAAAUAUAAGAAUGGAGAAAUGAUGUUUGACCAAUCGUUUUUAAUUGAAAUUUUGUGA
Messenger RNA from Chironomus riparius, 528 nucleotides. The record is from the annotation of a GenBank genome assembly. NCBI's taxonomy places the organism in Eukaryota, Metazoa, Arthropoda, Insecta, Diptera, Chironomidae.